AUGUGUUAUAGUGUUAACAAUGUGAUUAUUUCCAAUCGAAAUUUUCAUGCAAUCAGUACUUGUUCAAGUCGUGAAGCAAGUUUCGAUGAGGAUGAUGAUAAUGAUGACAGGCUUAAUAUCAAUCAACAUCUUAUUACACAUUAUCAAUCGCUAGAAACAUGUAAUAAAAGUAAAAGUUGUGAUAGUCUACAUGAAAUAAGUACAAAAAAUGAAAGAAUGAAUUAUUUAUCGAUUUCUCCUUGUUCUUCCACUUCAUCAUCAAUCGAUCGUAAUAAUGAUGAGAAUAAAAGGAAUCAUGUAAAGAUUUUAUCUGAUUCCCCCAGUGACAACAAUAGUCAAUUCAUCAUACAAAAAUUUCCUAAAACAAUCAUAAUAUCCAAUCAAUAUUCUAAUAAUGAAUCAUUAUCACAUUUCAAAUUGAAUAUGAGCGCUCAAUAUAAUAAUCAAUAUCAUGAUGAUGAUGAUGAUGGUGGUGGUGGUGCUGUAAUAGAACAUGAUUAUUAUAAUCAAUAUCAAUCAAGGAAUCAUUCAUUAUCUGAUUCAACAACAUGUAAUUCUCAAGAGAAAUUCAAUGAAAUACCAAGAAAACUUUCAACAUUGACAAAAUGUAUAAAGCAUAUUCAUCAAUUCAUGAAUUCUUCAUUUACAUUUGGUAAUUAUUUAACAAAUAAACAUGUAUAUAAUAGUCAAACAAAAUUAUUAAUGAUGGAAUCGAAGUAUAAUAUAUUUCAUAAUAGAAAUGAUUGA
Schistosoma intercalatum is the source of this 747-nucleotide messenger RNA. The record is from the annotation of a GenBank genome assembly. NCBI's taxonomy places the organism in Eukaryota, Metazoa, Platyhelminthes, Trematoda, Strigeidida, Schistosomatidae.